ACCCAGUGUGUUCACGCGGCGUGGACACACAACACUGAUAUCAGUAGAACUUAGGUGGAGGGCAGCACAAGAGGUAGCUGGGCUGGUGGUAGUGAAAGCUCGCCCUAGGACAGACCAAGCGGUAGAAUAGCAGACUUACCUAGGAGCAGAAUAGCUGAGCUGGGUCAAUCUAGCCUAGUGGCGAACAGACCAGAAUUUUGGAAAUUACGGGGCCACAAUAGUGGCGGAGAAGACACUCAACUGACUUGGUUUGGCCACGAAACAUAACGUCGGUUAGGUGCCCUGAUCCAUAGGAUUCUUCGAGAGCCAAUCGAACCGGUGGAACUUCGGAAGGCGGAGAAGAUCCAUGCUUCAGAAGACCCGUAGUAGUCAUAAUGUCUACUUCGGCCACAGUGACGCUCACCCUCAAGAGUAAGCCCAAGAUCCAACCUCCACAAACUACACCGAGGUCGUCGGGUUCAGCUGUCAAGCUGAAACUCACCAAAACGAACGGUCAGGCGGCUACUCCAGGUGCUGGCUCUCCAGCACAAGCAGCUACUGUGACGCCUUCAGCGUCCAACGCUGCGCCGUCACUGUCUGUGCCUGCCUCAGCGACAACGCCAACAACGGAACGCAAAUCGCCCCCAAAAACUGGCACGGGGGUUACACCGAAACUUGUACGCAAAGCAUCACUGUCUUCCCCAGCUCAGUCGGCCACUGCAAGCAACGAGAGGACCGACGAAGGGAUUGCUCCGCCACCAAGGGCUAAGGUCUUGUCCCGUUUUCCUUUAAAACGAAACAGUUUCGAUAAGUCUGCUUUUGGCGUUGAGCUCAGGAGCGUCAGAGACAGGUCAACGUUCUUUUCAAAAGAAGUCAAAAAACAAGAAUCGAAGUGUAAUGGGGAUGCGUCCAGUACGCAGUCCGAACAACAACAACAGCAACAGCUUCCUGAACCGAAUUCGCAAGUGGCCAAAAGCGAAACUGAUUCAGCUCCGGUAAUGCAAGUUACUAAUGGAGUAGUCAGUCACGAGAGCUCGACCACAGUCGGUCUUCAGACGAACGGCAGGCGUGCUACCAGUAAAGAGCAAGCGAAAACCAGCAUAACUGAGAAUGGCCAAUCAGUUUUUAAAAAUUCUCAGGAAAAUAUUACGGCAAAAAUGAGUAGCACAAGCAUUGUCGAAGGGUCAAAAAAAACAGUACUCGGCAGGAAAAGCCUUCUCCAAAAAUCGGUGAAAAAAAAGAGUCCCACAUCCGCAGACCGACUAACGACCACUCAAUCCGAAGAGGUUACGAGCGUCGCCGCAGUGCUACCCCCGGAUCCAGCGAUCUCUAAUGGAACCAACAAAAAACAGGCUCCGGUACGAUCUACCAUCAUAGCAGACGCAGCAGGCCACGAAAAACAAGCGUCGGCUUCCGUGGCCACUAGCAGCAACUGUGGCACCAAGCUGAUGAAGAAUUUAACGAAGUUAGCAACGGCGGGGGCAAUCGCGAGCGUUGAAGAGGAAAAAGAAAGUACAAAAUCCAGCCGCAUGCCAUCACCGCCAAUGGGCUCCGCCGAAGCAGACUCUUCAUUGGUGUCGACUAUAUCUGAAGAACGGAUUUCGGUUGACGAUAUUGAGGAAGCAUCUUCAAGUUCGACUCUCACUCCAGCACCAUCCGAGGAGCGCGAGCUGGUGCAAAACAACGCAAUUGAGACGACGACCUCUACAACCGAUAUGGUUACGACUACAAUAACGACCAUGUCGACAUCAGCUACGUUAAUAGGCAGCGCGACAGCCUCAUCGUCAGGCAAAUCAUUUCAGGCUCGGCCUAAUGUACAUACAAGUAGCACAAAUAAUAGCAAAAGUCAGCCUAGUGAUUUUGAUAAUGCUAGUAGUAAUAGUGUCCCAGUCGUUGAUGGCUGCCCAGUGGCUGCAAGCCCGGAAACCUCGGAUGCCGAUGAGGUCACAGCAGCUGUAGAAGCAAGUUCAGCCCCGAUCGCGGCGUCGAUUGAAUCCGCAUCGCCGUUACUUAGAGCCGAGGCAAAAACGCCGCACCUAAUAAACAGCAGCCUUGAUGUUACUAGUUGUGUCUCGAUGGCAAACGUGGCAGCAGCAGAGUUAACGACAACUGGUACAUCAGCCGUAACAGAAAGACGGAUGAGCGCAGAAACCGGGGCGAUCCCAAAAGACACUACAGCAACGAGGCUGUCAAAAGCCGAAAGUUCCUCUGGUGGGGCAAACACAAUAGAAAAAGAAAGUGUGGUACGAAACAUGAAGAACGCCACAACCACGGCAAUUGGAAAGACUCUGCAAAAGCCACUCAAUAUUGCACAGAAGAUAAUCGAAGCCGCUUUACAGAAAUCUCCAAGUGGCGCGGUAUCACAGACACCAUCAUUGGUCCGUAACACGCAGCCGAUGCCCAGCAUGGGCUACUCUGCCACUGCUUCUCAGGUGACGGCCGGAACCAUUAUUCCAUUUCUGUACGCGGGAUCGCAGACGGAUCGGACUCAGCCUUUUGCGCCAGGUGGUCAGUCGCAGCCUCUUUCAAGACCAUCGUCCGUAAUGGCGAAUAUACAAACAGUCGACAUCAGAAACCUAGGUCGGUUGCUUCGAAGUCCGACACCGCGGCCGCUUUCGGUUCUUGAUGGAGUCGACCCUCGUGAAACGGAGUUGAAGGACGCAUUUACCGAUACGGCCUCAUCUUCAGGUGUGAGCUGCUCGUUAAGUGCACAUUCAUUGGCCACGACGAUAGCACAGUCUCGUUCCACCAGUCCCGAAUCGCUUCUCUCGAUAUCCGCUGCCCCUUCGAGACAUGGCUCGAAAAAGGUUGAACAUUAUGAGCUGGGCUCCUCGCAAGGCCAGGCUGGUCAGCAAAAGUUCGAAACGUUCGAACAUAAGCAAAAUAGACUCGAAGCUGACCUGAAGGAAGCUCAAUACUCUCUCGGCCGCGAGAGAGCUCAGAUUUUGCAGCUUCAAGAGGAACUUCACCAAAUGCGCCAAGAACGAAACGAGGCCCAGCAGCGGCUGGAGGCGGCCAUUGCGGACGCUGUGCGUAAAGAGAAGCUGGCGCAUCGCCUGCAGCGGGAAUUAUCGGAAACUAGUGCACAUGAGGACACCGCCGAAAUUGAGGUGGGUAUCCUCAAACGCCACCAAACACACUUGGAAGAAGUAAUGAGCAGUCAGAAAGAAGACCUUGAAGAUCUACAGUCCCAGCUGCACAUGCUACGUGAACAAAAUAAGCAUCUUGAGGACCAGAUCAAGAAACAAGCUGAUAGAUCUACACAGGAUAUCCAGCACAAGGAUCGUGAGCUCGAGCAGCUGAAGACGGCGGCUCAGAAGGAGGUAGCCCAUUAUCAGCAGUUGCUAAAGGAGUGCCAAGAUCAGCGAAGAGAACUGUUGCGCAAAAAUACUGAACUUCAAGAUAACCGACAAGACCUCAUCGAAAAGGUUCACGAAUUGGGCGAUCAAGCCGGGAUUGAGAAACGGCUUAAGCGUUGCCUUUAUCGAACUCUUGUACUGCUACGCGAUGCUCGCGUCACUAUCGAGCAUAUGCGGGUCACUCAACCCACUCGAACGCAGAUCAGCAAGUUGCGACAAAAGGCCGAGGAAGCGGACCAGCUAAAGGAGAUCGCCGAACGUGCGAAAGAAUCCGCUGUAGCUCAGGGUGAACAACUCGAGCAAGCUCUGGAACAGGUCGUUCAGACGCGGCAUUUCCUGCAGACCCGAGUUGAUAAGCUCUCCCACGAAAAUAAACUACUGCAAAGUCAGGUCGAUGACCUGGUGCUGGAAAACGCUGAACUCGACAACCGAUACAAAAAGCAAGUGUCGAUCAACUCCAGUGAACAGGAGUCUCGAGAAGAGUCGGCAACGAAGAUCGUCAAACUGGAGGCUCAAGUUGAGACUUUGGAAUCGCGACUGCAACAGCUCCGUUUCGAGAAGCAGGUCGAAGAAGACAGCCGCGUCAAUUCCGUGCUGAAUUCAUUUGAGACUCGCACGAAUCAGCUAGAACUCAAACUAGAAACAGAGAAGUUGGACAAGCACAAAUUGCAGGGACAAUUUAACCGAUUGUCAGACCAGAUGGAGAACGCCCGGCGCGAACUCGACGCAGCCCAGAAAAGGGAGGCCAGUCUACAAAUCACAACGACAAAUCAGCAGCGAUGCCUCCUGGAUAUGCGUCGCGAGCUGGCUGAAGCGCGCGAUCGAAACUGUCAAAUGAGGAUGGAAAGACAAACUCUAGAUUCUCAGCUAGAGGAGCUGAUUGAGGAAGUGCGGCACCUUCAGACAUGCCUUCGGGUCGCAAAUCAGAGGAUUCGAGAUCUCGAAAUUGCUCUUGAGACCACUGACCCUAUCCAGAUCGAAAACAUCAUGGAAAGCAUCAUUGAGGAUUCGAAUAGCGACGACUACGAAGACGCCGACGCUGGUGACCAGGGUCUCUCGUGAUCGUUUUGACGAUCCAUUGUCACCACCUCCUAAGGCAAUCUCAGUCUUCUUCCGCCAACCAGCGACAGCCACUGUCCAAGCCAUUACAGCUGGUUUGAUGCUUUGGCAUUUUUUUUGUUCGUCCACGCAGAGCAGUUCGCCUUCCAACUGUGCAAUUUCCGCAGUUAUAAAACAUACGGAAAAAAAUCGUAGGAAAAUUAAUUUCAGCGAUGGCAAAACCUAUCAAUUCUUGUUCCACCUACUGUAUCCGAUAGCCCCUUGAUGUGCGUGUAUCAAUCGCUACUCUUUUGUUUUUUGUAUGAAUAAACACAGUAAUUCAU
This is a messenger RNA of Varroa destructor (honeybee mite), 4720 nucleotides long. RefSeq lists its product as uncharacterized. NCBI's taxonomy places the organism in Eukaryota, Metazoa, Arthropoda, Arachnida, Mesostigmata, Varroidae. Gene Ontology annotation, cellular component: cytoskeleton. The record is from RefSeq and is a predicted model, not a curated record. Gene Ontology annotation, molecular function: structural constituent of cytoskeleton.